AGAAUUAUUUCCCUUUAGUCUUCAGUAGACAUCAUGGCGUUGCAGACAUUUAGUGAAUUUAAGACUAAUAAUGUAACAGUUAGUGCUUCUCUUUCACCUGAUCUACUGUUGAAUUAAUUUUUUUUUGUACAGAUUGAAUUCAUAUUUAUAGCUUAAUAAAAAGUAUUUUCUAAUCUGAACAUCAUGUCAUCCAUUCUUGAUCAGUAUGAGCAGGAAUCUUCCAGAGUUGCUGCUCCUUCAACAGAAGAUACUUUGCUAUUGCAAUUAUAUAUUAUUAUCUUCUUUUGUAGACCACAUGAUAGAAUUUUGUCUAUGACUGUUUGUAGUAGGUUCUUAGUGAUUGCUACUUGCAGCAAUGUUAUAAUUCGAGUGGAUAUGAUGCAUCCUCAUCAACAAGACGAAAUUGAACUGCCAAAAAUGAUAGAGGAUAGAAUUCACAAAAUAUUCCUCGACCCAACUGGCCGUCAUCUACUCAUCAGUAUGGAACAAUCAGCUGAGGUUUAUUACUUGUGUCGUAAUUCUAAAAAAACAAAGACAAUAAGUAAACUAAAGGGAAACCUUAUAAAUGCUGUUGGCUGGAACACCCAAAAUACAAAUGAUACCCUCACUGGUCCUAUAUUGCUGGGUACAACUAAAGGACUAAUCUAUGAAACUGAACUAACUCGAGGAGAUGACAGUCGGAUAUUUGGUCGAACAGUGGAUCGCUAUGUUUCCAAGUUAUUUACUGCUGGAAAAGAAAAGGUACAACCAAUCACUGGCAUAGAAUUUGAUCGAAUGCCAUCGCGUCCUACAGAUUGCAAAUACUAUGUUCUUGUUACAACUCCUAGUCGUCUUUAUCAAUUUAUUGGAACAGUUUCCACUUCAGCUGAAGCUCCUAUAUUCCAACAGUUAUUUCAAACUUACCUUGAUACCCCAGAAGAAUUCCUGGAACUCCCUUAUAAUUUCGGUACAAGUGAACUACGUAUAUUUAACAAUAGCUCAAAAUCACGAGGCAAAUCUUUUGCCCUGAUGGCAGGACCCGGAAUCUACUAUGGUGAUAUUAAUGUCCAAGGUGCUGCUGGCCCAAACUCUGUUACUGUCAACUCUAAACUUAUGCCAUAUCCUUUUUAUUUCCUGAACCAUUUCAAUUACCCUGUUGAGAGCAACAAUAAAGUCGUACCUCUUUCCAUUGUUCUCACUGAAUUUCAUGUUCUUAUACUUUUUCCUGACAGGAUGAAAGCAGUGUGCCUUCUUAAUGAGCAACUGAUUUAUGAUGAUGUAUUUCCAGAGAGGGUUGGAAAAUUCAUUGGACUGUGUAAAGAUCCUGUGUCUGGAAAUAUUUGGGCAUACACUUCCCAACACAUCUAUAGUUAUAAAGUUAACCAGGAGUACAGGGAUGUCUGGCGGAUCUAUCUUGACCAAGGCAAAUUUGACCAAGCUAAAGAAUAUUGUCGAGACAAUAGGAUGCAAUUAGACGAAGUAUUGACUAAAGAAGCAGACCAUCUUUUUUCUUUAAAAAGAUAUAAAGAAAGUGCUGUCAUGUACGCUAACACACAAAGUUCUUUUGAGGAAAUUGCAUUAAGGUUUAUUAAUCUUGAAGAUAAAGAACCUCUAAAAGCUUUCCUUACACAGAAACUGAACAGUCUUAGGGUCCAGGACCGUACUCAGAUGACAAUGCUUGUCACAUGGCUGACUGAAAUUUAUUUGAAUCAACUUGGAGAACUCAAGGAACAAAAUGACGAGAAAGAUUCCCCGUACCAAAAUCUUCAAAAAGAAUUUUGCCAAUUUCUAAACCAAAGUAUUAUUAAAGAAUGUGUAUGUAACAACCGGCAAGUUAUUUAUGACCUGAUUGCUAGCCAUGGUGAUGUUGAAGACUUGAUGUAUUUUGCCAGGUUAAUGAAAGAUUUUGAGAGAGUAAUAAGUCAUUAUAUUCAACAUGAGUACUACAAAGUUGCCCUCGAGGUACUCAAUGAACAAAAUCAAAUGGAGCUCUUCUAUAAAUUUUCCCCAGUUCUUAUGCAGCAUAUCCCUGUUGAAACAGUCAAGUCUUGGAAGAAACAACGCAAUAAGCUUGAUCCUAAAAGAUUAAUUCCAUCACUGGUGCAAUAUGACAGUAAAAAACACAAUGAGCAAGGAAAUCAAGCCAUACAAUACUUGAAGUUUUGUGUUGAAGAGCUGGAUGUAAGAGACCCUCCAAUACACAACUAUUUGUUAUCACUAUAUGCUAGGCUACAAGCUGGUCAACUCAUGGUUUAUCUAUCAAGUCAAGGGCAGGACCCGGAUCAUGUUUGCUAUGAUCUCAAAUAUGCUCUCAGACUUUGUUUGGAGCUGAAUCAUAAGGAAGCAUGUGUCCAUAUAUAUUCUGUGAUGGGAUUGUAUGAAGAAGCAGUGGAAUUAGCUCUUACUAUAAAUGUUGAUCUAGCUAAAGAGCAAGCAUCAAAACCAGACGAAGAAGAUUAUGAACUACGAAAGAAGCUGUGGCUGAAAAUUGCCCGGCAUGUUGUAGAAGAAGAGAAAGAUGUGAAGAGAGCAAUGGAGUUUCUCCGAGAAUGUGAUUUACUGAAAAUAGAAGACAUUUUACCAUUUUUUCACGAUUUUGUUAUUAUUGAUGACUUCAAGGAUGCUAUUAUAUCCUCUUUGGAGAAAUACAAUGAACAUAUUGAUUCCCUCAAAGAAGAAAUGGAUAGAGCAACCAAGAGUGCCGAAGAAAUUCGUAGAGAAAUUCAGAGUUUUCGCAACAAGUAUUCUUCUUUUGCUGAACUUGAUGAAAUAAUUGGAGCAGAAUGUAUUUACUGUGGAGACAUGAUGAUCAAAUUAAUCGACAAGCCUUUUAUUGAAGCAGAUGAAAUGGACCAAGCAGCGAAUGGUUGGCUAUGAUAGAAAACUCUUGUUAUUCAAGACUUUGCUUAUAAGAAGUUACUGUCAAGAUAAUUCUGUCUAUUGUCAACUGCAAAAGGAUUGUGAAUUUUUCCCUUAGCAUCAAAAAGCCUGGAAAUGAAAAGUUGCUUUAUUGCUUAUAUAUUUUACUAUCAGUCAGCCUUGUUGCCAGCAUUGUUUAAAAAAAAUAUAUCAACUUUAUCGUGUAAUAAAUUGGCUUUAUACCUA
Molecule: messenger RNA, 3084 nt
Organism: Octopus bimaculoides (California two-spot octopus)
Lineage: Eukaryota; Metazoa; Mollusca; Cephalopoda; Octopoda; Octopodidae
Product: vacuolar protein sorting-associated protein 18 homolog
Biological process (GO): endosome to lysosome transport; endosome organization; lysosome organization
Cellular component (GO): endosome; HOPS complex
Molecular function (GO): protein-macromolecule adaptor activity
Source: RefSeq, a predicted model, not a curated record